AUGCGAAACCGACGACCACAACAGCGCGCUGCAUUGGCGCUGGUCCCUCUUUUCAUCCUAUUAGGGCUUCUGGCGGUAGUACAGGGCGCGGGAGCAGUCGAGCACCCCGGCCCUGGCAGGUUGGAGAGGAGGACCCAUGUGCAGGAGAGGAGGCAGUGGAGCGAGGGUAGAAAGAGGCAGCUCGGCUUGAGCCUGGAUGUCGACGGAAUCACGUCUGCCACUUCCAAGGUGUCGGAGAGGGGACUGUUGGAUGAUCUCUUUGGGGGCGCGACGUCUACCGUCACCUCCAGUGAAAUCAACUCGACAUCCUCUUCUUCAUCUGCCCAAUCUUCCUCGUCCUCAUCUUCUGCUGUCACCACCUCUAUCUCCUCUUCUGCAAGCUCCACGGCGGCAUCUUCUUCGGCAGCAUUCCCAGUCUUCCGCCGCGCCAUCUACGAGCACAACCUCGUCCGCACCAUCUACAAGCUCAACCUCAAGUUCAAGCUCAAGUCGGGGCUGAUUGAGGGUGAGAUGACGAAUGGGAGGCGAAGAUUAGGAAAGAGACAGGAUGGGACUGCAGCAGCGGAUGGCACGAGCGCAGCCGUGGAGGGACAGGCAACAAGUGCUGCUGUCGAGGAACAGCCACCCAGUGCUACUGCCGAGGGACAAGCAACAAGUGCUGCUUUGGAAACAAGUCAAGCAGCCACCAGCGAAGCCCUACCCGAUACGGCAGUGUCUACGAAUGUGGCGGCAGUAACUUCUGCCGGCGAACCAGAUCCGAGCGCUUGGGAUGCCGGGACUGCUUCGAUAGCAGACCCAGCGACGAGCACUACCCCGGAGGCGGCGAAUCUUGCAACUUCUCAAGAGACUUGGGAUACUAUCGAUACAAUGGCGCCCGCCACAAGCGCUAUAUCGGAGGCCACUACUUUGGGGGAGACACCGGCCACGUCGCAGAAUCAGAAUACGGCCUGGAGCGGCGAGUCUUUGUCGAGUACUGCUGCCGAUUCUGCUCUGACGCCGACGUCAAUCGAUGAUACGAGCGUUGAUCCUGCGGCAUCGCCUACAUCCACACUUCUAACUUCAGUCGGUGAAGACUCAGCCUCAAGCAGCAUCUGGUCUGCCGCAGAGUCUUCCGAAAUAUCGCCCUUGGUAGGCCCUACCAGCUCUGCAUGGGUCUCACCAUCGGCUGUUUGGACCGAUCAAGCUCCGAGCGACUCGACGUCGCUCAGCAAUUCAAUCAGUGACCCUGAAAGCGACACGUUGUCGACUUCCGCUAUAUCCACUGAUCCGCUUGCUGGCUCAAGCUCAAUUACGGCGAGCUCGUGGGGGGCAUCGGUGCAAGGGGAUACCGCCAGUGUGUCGGCUCAGAGUACAGCUUGGAGUGACGCAACUUUGCCGACGAGUAGUUCCGAAGACUCAACCCUUGCUUCGACUCUACCUGGAGAGUCAGUCUCUACCAGCAUUUCUCUACAAUCGACUCUGGCUUCCCAAGAUACUGCCUCGACUGAGGUGGCCGCAUCAGAGCUUGACUCCACCAGCACUAGUGACACUUGGUCAAUGUCGUCCAUCGCAACAGAUGUAUCGGCACAGUCGAGUGUGAAUGGCGUCCCAUCAUCGGUGACUACUUCGUCGUACGGUGUCUCGACUGACACGGGUUUGCCGACUACGUCAGUGGACCCCUCGCUCAGCGAAACCCGGACUCUGUCCGAGUCUGUCACUCCUUCGUCCCUGCUCGAUGAAACAAGCUCCGGUCUUCCCGACGCAUCGUUGACAAGCCCCGUCGCUGGGGACGCGACCCUGAGCGAGUCUUUGACAUCGAGCACAUACAAUGAUCUUGCUGCCACGUCAACGAAUCUGCAAGACUUGUAUUCGGAUUCUCUGGCAUCGACCUCUGCGCCGCCUGGGUCUACUACAGCGCUCUCUAGAACUUUGGGGCAGAGCUCGACAAGCUCUCUCCUGUCUGCCGAGUCAGCUUCCGCUGAAGGAAUUUCAGGGAGCGCUGCUCUGUCUACCCUCGACAGUCUCAGUGCCACGGGCACCUCUCUCACGGGCUUGACAUCCUUGUUCAACUCUGCGUCGGGGGACUCCGCUUUGGCGAACUCGAUUUCCAUCGGAAGCUGGAUGACUGUCACGGGCUCUGACGGGCAACUCAUUUCGCCCACUGGUACUCUUGUAGAGUCCAGUUCCGCAAGUCUUGACGUAUUAUCCAGCGUGCAGGUCACAUCUGGGGGAUCGACAUCCACUCCAUCGGAUAUAAAUACCGAGAUUGGACAAGGGUUGAGUGCUACUGGACUUCAAAGUCAGACCAUGACAGGUGCCAUCGUUACAGAGUCAAACUCGGCUAUUCCCAGUGUCUCAUCCAGUUCAAUCUGGUCUGUCUCUGAUGCCACUCUCCCCACCGCGAGCUUUGUCAGCAGUACCCGAAGUUCUGCCUCUGUCCAACCCACAGAUUCCGACGGGCAGAUCACCUCGUCUAUUGGCAUUCAAGAGUCCAAUUACGCCACCCUUGACGCAUCGUCCACCUUGCCGCUCACCAUUGGGGAAUUGACGUCUACUCUAUCAGCUCCUAUUACCGAAAAUGGAGAAGGGCUGAAUGCUACGGGACCCCAAAGUCAGACUAUGGCAAGCGAAGUCAAUACGUGGUCAAACUCGGCCAUUUCCAGUGUCCCAUCCAGUUCUGCCUGGUCUGCCUCUGAUGCUGCUCUCCCCACCGAGAGCUUCAUCAGUGAUGCCCAGAGUUCUGCCUCUGCCGUACUUCCCACUACGCAGAAUACUUUGUCACCCGCCACAAUGUCUUCCUCGACCAUAUCAGGGUCGGAGAGCCCAGGCUAUCUCAGCGUCAGCACAGACCUUUCAGGUGUGCCGGCGUCAAGUUUGAUAUCGAGUGUUUUGUCGCCUGUUCAGUCCGAACCUGCGACGGGACUGUCGGACACGGCGGGCUCAUCUUUCAUCAAUCCGAGCUCGUUCACUUCUGUGGGACCUGCCUCCAGUGACGCGUCACUGCCCUCAGGGACAGCAGGUGGAUCAGGUGCAAGUGCCUUUCCUCCUGAUACUGCCACAUUUUCAUCAGCUUUUGCGGAUACGCUGUCUAUGACGAGCGAAAUUGCCAGCUCUAGCUCAAGUGUGCCUGUAGAAGGAGUUCUUUCUGAUUCUCUCACUCAAUAUCAACAAUUUGUUCCAUCUUCCACCUUCUUGUCUUCAUCUGUUUUGAUUUCAAAUACAUUUUCGUACUCAGAGACGGCGAUCGUUCCAAGUGAAACCAGCGCUGAUAUUUUGCCUCCUUCUUUUCCAGGUACUGUGGACUCUACGAGUACUAUUUCCACUGGAGAAGCUACAAGCUCUUCUGCCACAGCUACAUCUUCCAGCGGUCUCGGAGACGCUCUUGGUUCUUUACUUGGUUUCAGCUCAUCGACAGAGUCGUCCUCGACGGUCGAACCCUCUACAUCCACCACCGAAGCCGCUCCUAGCCCUACUGAGACGGCUGCUUCCACCUUUUCCGAGCCCAGCGCAUAUGACGGGGCAACGACUGCAUCUACCGAAGCCUCCAGCCAAUCUGCCACAUCCGAUGAGCCCUCUGUUUCUACUGAGGCUUCCUCUUCACUCGAACCUUCUGCUAGCUCCACUCCGGGGGAUCUACUGAGCUCUAUCUUUGGUGUCUCCAGUUCCGAUCCCGUGACAGCAAGCGCAACAAGCUCUUCGACUUCAGCCCAGAUUUCCUCUGCAAGCUCUGCGGGCACUACUUCCGAAGCUGAGGCAUCCUCCGAGCUCUGGACCAACUCGGUCACGGCUUCAGAAACCGUGUCGAGCUCUGAAGCACCGUCCAACUCGGGAUCGCCAUCAGCCUUGUACGUGACCGAUUCCCUCACAGGGACCAGCUCUGUUAGCACGACUUCUUCUGCUGGCGACCUUUGGUCUUCCAUAUUGGGUGUAUCGCAAAGUCAGAGUGCCUCUUCUGACGCCACCUCCUCUGCCGGACCCACGUCUGUGCCCACGAGCGCCUCCAGCUCGGCGAUUGAGUCUUGGAGUUCUAAUACUUCCUCAUCAGACUCUGCUACUGUAUCUGCGUCCGAAAGCUCGUCGCCCAGCUUCACUACCAGUGCCAACGCCAGCUCGUCUACGCCCGUUGCCGGAAACGAAGGGCCGACCGCAAACACAAGUGUCAGCGCCAGCGAGACGCCCUCCGAGACAUCUAAUGUCAGCAGCAGCGACACUGCUACGGGGUCCGCCAAUGUUAGCAGUACUUAUCGCGCGUCCUCGUCCGCUCAGACUACUGCUUCGACAUCAGAAAGUGAAGCCUAUGGUGAGGGCACGUCCACAUCGAGGGGCACGAGCUCGUCUUUGAAUGCCACCGCCUCGUCAUCUGAUGGGUCAGGGAUGAUCAACAUGACCGCCAUCAGCUCCGCACCAGCCACUACGGGAUCGCAAGUCGUUACCUAUGACCCCUCGAGUAGCUCCUCCAAUGAGUGGUCCCAAUCAUCGACUUCGGCGUACAAUCACACUUCGGCCACUUCGUCUACCGAUCAAGGCUACACUCCCACCCAGACCUGGCUCAUUGUCGCCUCUUCUCAGACAUCCGCAGAAGCUUCUUCUUCUUAUUCCGCGCCUACCACAACCUCUUCCGAGACCGGUUACACAAAGAGCUCAAGCAAAGCGUCUGGUACUUCGUCGGCUUCCGCUUCAGUGGCCACCAUCCCAAGCAGUAUGCCAACGUUGAUUGUGCCCGCCAGCUCAGUGGCCAACAACGCCGAUGCCGGUACCGGCAGUGACAGUGAUCCUAUCAAAGACGACACUCUUAUUGCCAUCCUGCUGGCCUCUUCGCAAUACCCUUGGUGGUUUGUCGUGGACUCUUCAGACGCUACGAGUCAAUUGUUCAACACGUUCCCUACAUUGAUCAGUAAUGCUCUUGAAAUUGACUCUUCGGAGGUGUCUACCUACGGUCUUCAAGUAUACCAGCCCGCCUCAUGGGACGGCGAAGAGACCUCUCUCUUGACCCAAUACAUCGCCUAUAUCCCCACCGAGUAUUUCGAUACCCUCAAUGCCUAUAUCACUACAGCUUCUUCGCCUCUGUACAACCAAAGCGGUAUUGAAGGUAUGUUGGCAGCCCAGAUCAACACCGCCUUUCCGCUUGCGGCCUCUUCUGACACCGCUCCGACGACAUCGUCGUCUUCUAACGAUUCGUCAAGCAGCAAGCGGAAGAGGAACAUCAUCAUUGGUGUCUGUGUCGGCGUUGGCGGUGCUCUCUGGCUGGCGUUGGUUUACUGGGUAUACAAGCGCGUCAAGAGGAACAAUGACAAGGCUGUCCAUAAACGGAUGUCCGAGCACGUGUCUAUGUUUGGCGAUCACCGUACCAUGUCCCAAGUCUAUCAUGGUGGCGCCGCUGCCACGGGGGCUACUGCCACCGCGACUGCUUGGGGAGGUGAUCGUCGUGUCUCUCGCGCGCCUUCCAUUGCCGCGUCAGAUAUUGACGACCGCCCCUCUUCUUUCUAUGCGUCUCCUAUGGACAACGAUCGCCCGAUGCGUGAGCAGCAGCGCCAGUACGGGUCAGAGGACGACCACAGCAACCCAUUCGGAGAUGGUUCUUACGAUGGGUCCCACCUCUCGGCCGAGUCUCCUAGCCACUACGGCCAGUCAGUCUUCAGAGGCUCAUGGUUCCAGGAUCCUCAUGGCUCUCAUGAGUACCAACCUCAGACCCAGUCACCUAUGCGCUCCAGGCUGUCCCAAAAUCCGUUCGAGGACAUGGUGACUCGCUCGUACAUUGGUAACAGCGGUAGCUUGCCUGGGUCUUCAGCGGCAGCCAAGAGGAGGAGCGCUGCGGGCAAGCCUGUGAACAAGGCUCUGAUCUCCCAGCCUACUUUACAGGGCAACUCUCUCGAGUUUAGGGAGUACGGAACCGCCCAGUAA
Molecule: messenger RNA, 5880 nt
Organism: Cryptococcus wingfieldii CBS 7118
Lineage: Eukaryota; Fungi; Basidiomycota; Tremellomycetes; Tremellales; Cryptococcaceae
Exons: 10
Coding region: 1-5880 (1959 amino acids)
Biological process (GO): osmosensory signaling pathway via Sho1 osmosensor; fungal-type cell wall organization; establishment of cell polarity
Cellular component (GO): plasma membrane; extracellular region; cell surface
Molecular function (GO): osmosensor activity
Source: RefSeq, a predicted model, not a curated record